CACACACACACACACACACACACUGCCUGGCCAAAAAAAGGUCACACACUCUAAUAUUUCGUUGGACCGCCUUUAGUUUUGAUUACGGCAUGCGUUUGUUGUGGUGUCAUUUCAACAAGCUUCUGUAAUGUCGCAACAUUUAUUUCUGUCCAGAGUUGCAUUAAUUUUUCCCCAAGAUCUGGUAUUGAUGAUGGGAGAUUUGGACCACUGCGCAAAGUCAGUCCCAAAGAUUUUCAAUGAGGUUCAGGUCUGGACUCUGUGGUGGCAAAUCCAUGUGUGAAAAUGAUGUCUCAUGCUCCCUGAACCACUCUUUCACAAUUUGAGCCCGAUGAAUCCUGGCAUGGUCAUCUUGGAAUAUGCCCGUGCCAUCAGGGAAGAAAAAAUCCAUUGAUGGAAUAACCUGGUCAUUCAUUAUAUUCAGGUAGUCAGCUGACCUCAUUCUUUGGGCACAUAACGUUGCUGAACCUAGACCUGACCAACUGCAGCAACCCCAGAUCAUAGCACUGCCCCCUCAGGCUUGUACGGUAGGCACUAGGCAUGAUGGGUGCAUCACUUCAGCUGCCUCUCUUCUUAUCCUGAUGCGCCCAUCACUCUGGAACAGGGUAAAUCUGGACUCAUAAGGCCACAUGACCUCCUUCCAUUGCCCCAGAGUCCAAUCUUUAUGCUCCCUAGCAAAUUGAAGCCGUUUUUGCCGGUUAGCCUCACUGAUAAGUGGUUUUCUUAAGGCUACACAGCUGUUUAGUCCCAGGGUUUAGGGUUGUGGACCAUUCUCCUGACCAUUCUCAGGACAGCAGUGACACUGUCCUGGUAGCAUGUGUGACACUGAUAGCUAAUUUGUUGAUGCACAGAUUUAGCCAUACUGUACCCUAGAUUUUCCAGAUUAGGGGGUCUUGGUGUGAUGGGGGCGGGGAAACCCUUUAGGCACCCUGGCUCUAAAUUCUGGUCAACGGUGGUCCUGUGAUAGCCCCUUCCAUUGAUGAAUGGGGUAGAGGAGGGCUGAUAACUUUUGCAUAAACAGAUUGGCUUCUGCCUCCAAUCAUAAACCUACAAAGUGCAUUUUAAAGGUAGGUGUUUCUGAUAAAAUGGCUUAUGAAUGGAUGUACAAGGUAGGGGUCUUUAGGAAAUUGUCCACCGUAUGUUCUGUGGAUAGCUUGCAGUUGAAUGAUGCUGAUGCUGACUUCAUCCCAGAAGAUCUUACAGAAUCAACCAAGGAAAAGCAUAUGCAUCCAUCAGUUUGCGCAGAUCUACUGUCAGAAGAUGGGCAUUCGCUCUGAAGUUUUACAGAAGACCCUGUGGGGGGAUUUCUACCUUAAUGCCAAAGCCAAGAAGAUCAUGAAAGGAGCACAGUCAAAAGGAAAGAAGCCUCUGUUUGUCCAGCUGGUCCUGGAUAAUAUCUGGAGUUUAUAUGAUGCUGUGGUCACUAGAAGAGACAAAGAAAAAGUGGAGAAGAUGGUGGCGUCUUUGGGCUUAAAAGUGAUGGCACGUGACCUACGACACUCGGACCCCAAAGUGCUCCUGAGCGCCAUCUGCAGCCAGUGGCUGCCAGUCUCGCAAGCAGUGCUGUCGAUGGUGUGCGAGAAACUGCCAUCUCCAUCUGAAAUCAGUGCUGAGAGGGUGGAGAGGCUGAUGAGUGUCGGCACACGCAGGUUCGACUCACUGCCUGAUAAAACACAACAACUCAAACAAGCGUUCUUGGAGUGCGCGAGUGAAGAAACAGCUCCAGUCAUAGUAUUUGUGUCAAAGAUGUUCGCUGUGGACUCCAAGGCCCUCCCUCAGAACAGACAGAGGCCUUUGACUCAGGAGGAGAUCGCCCAGCGCCGGGAGAUGGCCAGACAGAGACAUGCAGAGAAACAAGCGGCCAGUCAGAGCGCAGAAAACCCUGAGUCAGCCAACGCUGGGGGCGCUCAGACUGUGACUUCAGCCAACAGCACCAACACAGAUACUGAUGCACUGUGUGCACAAACAGAAGCUCUGACGGUGAAGCCCACAGCAGAAGAGGAGGAGAAGGAGCACUUCAUAGCGUUCGCACGCAUCUACAGUGGCGUAGUCCGCAGGGGCCAAAGAGUAUUUGUGCUUGGACCCAAAUACGACCCUGCGCUUGCCCUCAGAACGCUGCCUGACGGAUGUUCUGCGGCCGACCCUUUGCCCUCCGUGCCCCAUUUGGCCUGCUGCACGCUGGAGCAUCUGUACCUGCUGAUGGGUCGUGAGCUGGAGGAGCUUGAGGAGGUUCCUGUGGGAAAUGUUCUAGGAAUUGGAGGAAUGGAAGAGUUUAUCCUGAAAUCAGCCACCGUCUCUACGUCCCCGGCCUGCUCCCCCUUCACUCCACUCAACUUCGAGGCCACGCCCAUCGUCCGGGUCGCCAUCGAACCCAAACAUCCCAGUGAGAUGCCGAAGCUGGUGCGGGGGAUGCGGCUGCUGAACCAGGCUGACCCGUGUGCAGAGGUUCUGAUCCAGGAGACUGGAGAGCAUGUGCUGGUGACGGCGGGAGAAGUUCACCUGCAGCGCUGUCUGGAUGACCUCAGAGAGAGAUUUGCCAAAAUCGAGAUCAGCGCCUCCAAGCCUAUCAUUCCAUUCCGUGAGACAGUCAUCCGACCACCCAAAGUGGACAUGGUGAAUGAGGAACUGGGCCGGCAGCAGAAGGUGGCAGUUAUCCACCAGGCCAAAGAUGAGCAGUCAAAGUACCCUGAGGGAGUCCAGGUGGAUUCUACUGGCCUGGUCACCCUCACAACUCCAAACAAAAUGGCCACAGUUGGAAUUCGGGCCAUUCCGCUUCCAGAGGAAGUGACCAGGCUGCUGGAGGGGAACUCUGAGCUGAUCCGGACGAUGGAGCAGUUCAGUCUGUUUGCUCGAGAAGGAAAGACCCUGGAGAUCAGCCAGAAGACGCUGGAGGAGAUCCAGGGCUUCAGGUCUAAGCUAGAGGGUCUCCUGCAGGGUCGCAAGUGGAGGAACGCCGUGGAGCGGAUUUGGGCUUUCGGGCCGCGCCGCUGUGGGCCAAAUAUUCUCCUGAACAAUGUGGAAGGAUACAAGAGGCCAUCAGUGUGGCAGUGCUUGGAGCGAGAGAAGGAGAAAUCAGAGGCCGUCAUGCUUCGAGACUUUGACAACAGCAUCGUUAGUGGUUUCCAGCUAGCUACGCUUUCUGGCCCGAUGUGCGAGGAGCCUCUGAUGGGCGUCUGCUUCUCAGUGGAGAGCUGGGAGAUUAAGUUUUCCUCUCAAUUAACCCAACAGGACUCUGUGGAGGAGGACUCUGUUUCCCAGCAGGCUUUGGAGGCAGACAACAGUGCGAGUGCCCCAGCAAGUGGAGAAUCUGAACUUGGAGGAGCGAAUGCAGUAGAAGACACUCCGUCAUCUGGAAGCAGUCAGAGCAGACGGAAAGGAGACACAACUGACUGCUAUGGACCGUUCUCUGGUCAGCUCAUCGCAGCCAUGAAGGAAGCCUGCAGAUAUGCCUUCCAGGCCAAACCACAGCGGCUGAUGGCUGCCAUGUACACCUGCGAGAUAAUGGCCACUGCUGAUGUCUUAGGUCGUGUGUAUGGCGUUCUCUCUAAACGCGAGGGCCGUGUUCUGAAUGAAGAGAUGAAGGAGGGAACGGACAUGUUCAUCAUCCGAGCCGUGCUGCCUGUAGCCGAAAGCUUUGGGUUCGCAGAUGAGAUGAGGAAGAGGACAAGCGGCCUGGCCAGUCCACAGCUGGUCUUCAGCCACUGGGAGGUAAUCUCCAGCGAUCCAUUCUGGGUCCCCACCACAGAAGAAGAGUAUCUGCACUUCGGAGAAAAGGCCGAUUCAGCCAAUCAGGCGCUGAAGUACAUGAAUGCUGUUCGGAAGCGCAAAGGACUCUACGUGGAGGAGAAGAUUGUGGAACAUGCAGAGAAACAGCGAACUCUUAGCAAGAACAAAUAAACUGCGUACUCGUUCAUCCACUCAUUCUUUCAUUCCUCUCCUCUAGAGUGUGUCCAUAGACACUCAUUUCAGUCCAACUUCACUCUGAGUUCCAGAUAAUUAUCUGCUAAAUACAAAGGCACAUUUAGUGAUACACAAAAUGAAAAUUCUUGGCCAAAACUGAGAUUUAAGAUGCACUGAGCCAAAAAAACAAAACCAAAAGAAAGGUUUUUUAAGUUGGCUUUAUUAAUUAUUCUGUACGGGUUGCAGUUUUCAAGCUAGAACCAUGAAACUUUGCCAGAUCAUAGAGCCUUUACAGGAACAGAGGGCUUUUGGUUUCGAUGACGUGGGGAUUUCAUACAAUAUUUGUUGAAGGAAAGGAAGGCCAAAAUUCAAAUUUUACUACCACAAAUAACGUCACAAAGGACUCUCGCACUGACCCAAACAGACAUUACAUACUUACUGGCACCCAUAUAUACAUACGCACCCAAUACAUUUUAGCAGCUACCUGGGAAACCAUAGCAAUGGCCUAGCAACACCCUAGCAACCACCUGGAAUACCAUAGCAGUGGCCUAGCAACACCCUAGCAACCGCCUGG
This is a messenger RNA of Colossoma macropomum (tambaqui), 4471 nucleotides long. It is a transcript of the gene efl1, whose product is annotated as elongation factor like GTPase 1. Gene Ontology annotation, cellular component: cytosol; ribonucleoprotein complex. Gene Ontology annotation, biological process: cytosolic ribosome assembly. Bases 1162 to 3894 code for a protein of 910 amino acids. Gene Ontology annotation, molecular function: ribosome binding; GTPase activity; GTP binding. The record is from RefSeq and is a predicted model, not a curated record. The transcript is spliced from 15 exons. NCBI's taxonomy places the organism in Eukaryota, Metazoa, Chordata, Actinopteri, Characiformes, Serrasalmidae.